AUGGCAUUUGAGAAAAAGUCCUUUCGUUGUUCUUUACUGUUUCUCAUUUUUUUUUCGUUUCAUAGAAAAGAUUUCGGUUGCACCACGGAAUCAGUCGAAUUUUUGUUGGCAGUGAGCUGCUUAUGUCAUACAUGUAAAACGUACAAAGAUCGCCUUCAUUCUUGUCUGCACUGCAUAUUCUUUGGCUGCUAUGUGAAAGGUCAUAUACAGGAACAUGCAAAGACAAAGAAGCAUUUCUUAGCUGUUGAUCUUUGUUAUGGAAAUAUUUUGUGCUUCCAAUGUGGAGAUUAUGUAUACGAUAGAGAAUUAUUGGCAGUUGCCAAGGCACAGUGGAGCGAAUCUGCAAAAUCACUAAGCUUUGGAGAAUUUUAUCGAGCAUGGGAACCAACACAAAUAGAGGCAGAUUUAUUGAGGAAACACCCACGCAGAAGGCGUGUCGUAGAAAAUUCCACUAUAGGUUUGAGAGGACUUAUAAACCUUGGAAGUACAUGUUUCAUGAACUGUAUUGUACAGGCUCUCAUCCACACACCGCUAUUAAGAGAUUAUUUUCUUGCUGACCGUCAUCACUGCCCACAACCCAGUCGCUGCUUAGUCUGUGAAGUGUCCCAUCUUUUUCAGGAAUUUUAUUCUGGCAGCAAAGCACCAUUGACGCUUCACAAACUUCUCCAUUUGAUAUGGACACAUGCCAGACAUUUAGCAGGUUACGAACAGCAGGAUGCCCACGAGUUCUUUAUAGCUACACUCGACGUUUUACACAGACAUUGCGAGGCAGCGCCAAUUUUAGUGAAAGAUAAUCCACAUCAUUGUAAUUGUAUCAUUGAUCAAAUUUUUACUGGUGGGCUACAAAGCGACGUGGUUUGUCAGGCUUGCAAUGGAGUGUCAACUACGAUAGAUCCGUUUUGGGAUAUAUCACUGGAUCUGGGUCCAGCAGCUAGUGCGUCAGGUUCCGACACUUCUGGUCCUCCUACCUCAUUGUUAGAUUGUCUGGAAAGGUUCACGCGUGCAGAGCAUUUGGGAUCUAGUGCAAAAAUCAAAUGCAGCAAUUGUCAAACUUAUCAAGAGAGCACCAAGCAGUUGACGAUGAAACAACUUCCUAUUGUGGCCAGUUUUCAUUUAAAAAGAUUCGAGCACUCUAGCAUACAGGAUAAGAAGAUUUCCACGUUCAUCUCGUUUCCAGAACAGUUAGAUAUGACGCCCUUUAUGUCGCAUAGACGAAAUGGUAACAACAACAGUUCGAUGAUGGAUGGACUGCCAAAGAAUGGAGAAGACAUGGCAUUCAGCGACAACAGAUACUCGUUGUUCGCAGUAAUAAAUCACGAAGGUUCUUUGGAGACUGGACACUACACUGCCUUUAUACGGCAGCAAAGAGAUCAAUGGUUUAAAUGCGACGAUCAUUUAAUCACGAGAGCAAGAUUAAAAGAUGUCUUAACUAGUGAGGGGUAUCUUCUUUUUUAUCAUAAACAAAUUUUGGAGUACGGCCGAAACGCCAAGGUGUAAACAUUAGAUCAUGUAAUUAAUUUAUUUAUCACGGCGAAUCAUGGGCGGUAGACUUAAGUUCUUUAGUAUCCUAAGAGAUAUGCAUACGAACAGUUAAUUCCAUUCUGGAAACUGUCUUAUAAAUUUCAUCCGACUUACGCAACUUUGCUUAUCGAUCGGACGUGCAUGAAUUGUGCGACAGAGAAGUACAUAUUU
Molecule: messenger RNA, 1692 nt
Organism: Nomia melanderi (Alkali bee)
Lineage: Eukaryota; Metazoa; Arthropoda; Insecta; Hymenoptera; Halictidae
Source: RefSeq, a predicted model, not a curated record